AAGAACAAAAUCAUUAUGACAAAUAGUAGUAUCAGUGACUCUACUGAAAGAUCAACGCCAACGCUGUGUUCAGAUCCUGUGGGAUAUAACGAAGAUGAGAAUUCUGAGACUACACUGAUUGUGUUCUUGGUUAUAUCCUCUAUUCUAGUUCUUAUUUCUGGGGCGCUGUUACUUCACAAAUUAUGGAGCCUAAGAAUGCUAAGGAAAGGCGAGGUAGACAUGGUUGUAACAUAUGCUUCUGCAGAGGAGGGUUCAAACAUCGAUCUUCUCCCGGAAAACCUUAGGAAUGGUAACGUUAUUUAUGAAGAAGAAAUCGGUGAUAAUGAUGUAGAAGAAGAGGAAAAUGUUACAGUAGAGUAUUCGAACCUUCAAUCGAUGAGGAUAUCGGUAGAGGAAUUUAUACGGAGUUUUCCAGAAAAGAAAGCCGAUCAUUCUUUGGAAAAGGAAUUUAAAGAUUUGCCUGACGGUUUAUUGGAACCAUACUCAGAGGCUUUAAAACUUGUCAACAGGAGGAAAAAUAGAUAUAAAACAAUCUACCCUUACGAUCACAGCAGAGUGGUACUGGAUAGAACGGAUGACCCAGAGAAAUCGGAUUAUAUCAACGCUUCCUACAUAGCAGGAUACAAGAAGGAAAAGGCCUACAUCGCAGCCCAAGGACCUUUUACAAUGGAAACCAUAGAAGAUUUCUGGACGCUUAUCUGGCAAACAGAUUGUACUAGAAUUGUCAUGUUAACCAAUUUAUAUGAGGGCGAAAAGAUGAAGUGCCUGAGGUAUUGGACAGAAGACACAGACACAGAAAUAGACAUAGGGCCUUAUCACAUCAAACUGGACACACUGGAUGAAUAUGACCGCUAUACUAUAAGAUAUCUUAUAGUCUCAAAAGAUAAUGAUGAAGUGAAGCGAGUAACACAGUUCCAUUUCACGACUUGGUCUGAUAAUUCUGUUCCGGAGGACUUGGCCUCUUUAAUUUGUUUCCGGAAUUUGGUGCGAAAUGGACUGACAACAUCUGAUGGCCCAAUUGUUGUUCAUUGCAGCGCCGGAAUCGGGCGCACGGGAACUUUUAUUGCGCUAGACUACAUGUUAGAUGAGGGGACUGUAGAUAAUUAUGUAGACGUCAAGUCGUACGUUGCUUCCCUCCGCCAGCAAAGAGCAAAGUGUGUUCAGACAUAUGAGCAAUACGUUUUUCUUCAUGAAGCACUGAUCGAAGGAUUGCAAAAUUCACGACAAAGCUGUUUAUCAAUACUGUAAAAGAACAUGAACAUAAAAAUGCCCAUCUGGAAUCAAUAAAAACAAUUGUAAAAUACAUAUCAAACUUAAAGACUCUCUUGUAGAAAUAUGACCAGGAGUCAUUUUUCGACGUCGAAAAAUGGCCCAUAUCCAUAAAAAUUUGUAAAUACGGUAAAACUUGUUUACGAUAAAUUAAAAACAAGGUUUUGUUAUCAAACAUAACUGCUU
Messenger RNA from Saccostrea echinata, 1455 nucleotides. RefSeq names its product receptor-type tyrosine-protein phosphatase T-like. Lineage: Eukaryota; Metazoa; Mollusca; Bivalvia; Ostreida; Ostreidae. Gene Ontology annotation, biological process: protein dephosphorylation. The record is from RefSeq and is a predicted model, not a curated record. The transcript is spliced from 11 exons. Bases 16 to 1248 code for a protein of 410 amino acids. Gene Ontology annotation, molecular function: protein tyrosine phosphatase activity.